Drosophila yakuba is the source of this 1834-nucleotide messenger RNA. Its product is annotated as aminoacylase-1. The transcript has 4 exons. The record is from RefSeq and is a predicted model, not a curated record. Lineage: Eukaryota; Metazoa; Arthropoda; Insecta; Diptera; Drosophilidae. Gene Ontology annotation, molecular function: aminoacylase activity. Gene Ontology annotation, cellular component: cytoplasm. Gene Ontology annotation, biological process: amino acid metabolic process. The coding region runs from base 322 to 1527 and encodes 401 amino acids.
UAAUAGGUGAUUCAAAACAGUUACCGGGUGAUUUUUCGGCUUUCGCUUCCCUGUUGUCUUGAUCAAGAUAUAAAUCAUUCUGAUCGGUUUACUGUGGCAGAUUAUCAGUUACGAAUAAUGCACAUGUUGUCACUACGUUGACUGUCAUCCACAGUGACGAGCAUUGUAAACAGAAUUCGAAAAGAAAUGCCGCUGUUUGAUAAUGUUUUUGUUAUCAUAUAUGCAUAAUGACUUUUGUGAUAUGAUCCAACAGCAUAUAAAGCCAGCGGAUGUCUUUAGCAGCUUAUUCCCGCUUUAUCACUCUAACGUUUCAUAUUCAAGAUGAGUGCCGAAAAAUGGGAAAAGAACGAAGAAAUUCAAAUAUUCCGGGAGUACUUGCGAAUUCCAUCUGUGCACCCCAAUAUUGAUUACACCGCUUGUGUGGAGUUUAUUCGUCGUCAGGCUGAUUCCCUCAAUCUCCCGGUGGACGUAGUUUAUCCAGCAGUUAAAUCCAAACCUGUGGUGAUCAUUAAAUGGGAAGGAAGCCAGCCAAAGCUGCCAUCAAUCAUUCUAAACUCGCACAUGGAUGUGGUGCCUGUAUUCCCCGAGAAGUGGACCCAUGAACCCUUCUCCGCUGACAUUGAUGAGGAGGGCAGGAUCUUUGCACGAGGUGCGCAGGACAUGAAAUCGGUGGGCACUCAGUAUCUAGGAGCUAUUCGCCUCUUGAAGGCUGAUGGCUUUCAGCCGAAAAGGACGCUUUAUGUGACCUUUGUGCCCGACGAGGAGAUUGGAGGCAUCCAUGGUAUGGCAGCGUUCGUUGAAACUGACUUUUACAAGCAAAUGAAUGUGGGAUUCAGCUUGGACGAGGGUGGCACUAGUGCUUCCGAUGUUCAUCACUUGUUCUACGCCGAGCGUAUACGAUGGAUACUCAAAUUGAAAGUUGGUGGAACUGCCGGUCAUGGUUCUUUAUUGUUGCCCGAUACUGCCGGAGUUAAGUUCAACUAUGUGUUGAACAAGCUGACGGAGUUCCGUGAAUCGCAAAUCCAGCUACUGAAAAACGACCAAAGCCUCAGCAUCGGUGAUGUGACCACGGUGAAUCUCACCCAGUUGAGUGGCGGAGUGCAGAGCAAUGUGGUUCCACCGCUUUUAGAGGCCAUUUUUGACAUGCGUCUAUCCAUAACCCUGGAUUUGGUUGCCUUCGAGCGGCAAAUUCGGAACUGGUGCGAGGAGGCAGGUGGAGGUAUUGAUAUUGAGUUCCCCCUGAAAGAGGCCUAUGUGGCACCCACCAAACUGGAUGAUUCGAAUCCCUAUUGGUUGGCUUUGAAAGCCGCACUGGAUGAACUUGGACUGAAAGUUAAGCCGAUAGUGUGUUUUGCAGUCACCGAUUGUCGUUUUAUUCGCCAGCAGGGAACACCUGCAAUUGGUUUCUCACCCAUCGUAAAUACUGCUGUGCUAAUCCAUGAUCAUGAUGAGUUUUUGAGGGCUGAUAACUAUUUGAAUGGCAUUCAGGUGUACAAGAAGAUUAUUCCCAGUCUCGCUGAAGUCUAGCCAAGUAAAACUAUGUGGAUAUACCGAAAGUUUUAUGUUCGUAUUUUAACAUUUAAUAGUCAUGCCAUUUAGUUAAUGAUGAGUAUACAUAAAGAUAAGUCUGUCAGAGCAAUACACCUUGUUGAACCAAACACUUGUCUUGAUAAGCAUUUCGAGGUACCAGAUAAAAAUAUAAAACCAAGUACGAAACCAUCUAAAGCUCCAUAAAAUUUUUACUUUACCUUAGGGAAAUUGCAUCAGGAAAAUGAACGUUGAGUUUUGUCUAGACGAAGGUGUGGUUGGUGCCAAUAAAAUCCACCUAAAUGAG